AUGUUCAACCCGUCUCUUAUUGCGGACCAGUUGAAAACACAGUGGACUACACCAUCAGAUGUAUUCAGUAUUUUGCUUAUCUUGGGUGGUGACGUUGUUGCGAGGGCCCUGGCGAUGUUGGCUGGCGGUGGAUUCACACCUGUUGCUUUUUCCUUUGGUUGGGUCACCUAUGCGAUUUCAGCACUUGGGCAGGACCGCCUCAUGGUGCAGGAUGCGGAUACGCAGUGCCGGGUCAUCAACGCCAGGACCGGAGUGACGCGAGACAACACCAGCUGGGUCCUGGGCCGCAUAAUGCGGGAUUUCGAAUACUGGAAGGAUCGACAAACAUCUAACAAACUCCACACUCUCAUAGACCAUAAGUGGAGCGUGAUGAGACAGAGGAACCCAGAUGCUCGUCGCCCGAAAUUCGCGGGGCUGGUUGUGAGUGUAUACAAGCCCAGCGAAACCCAGCCGCCGGGGAUCCCUGUGCGAGACGGCCUUUACUGGAGUGGGGCCGUUGUUCUCAUCCUGCAGCUGUCCAUUGCUGCCAUCCCAUGUGGUCUUUUCGGUGACUGGGGAAUCCUCAUGAUCACCGCGGUCGGAAUCAUCCUGUCACUAAUCACCGGGUCCCUUCCCGCAUGGGCACGCGAAAAGUGGCCCUGCCGCCGUGAUUCCGAGGACGGUUAUAUCUUGACAGGCGGGUAUGGAAAUCAGCAUGCGAUCAUCAUUCUGGGAAACGGCCACGGGCUGAAUCUGGAAGAUCUGGCCGUAGGUGGGGGCAAUGAUAUGGAAGACAUCCAGGGCCUUGGCACAACAGUUGCAAUGUUUUUGCUGGCGGUCUCUUGGGUUUCGCUGCUCAUAACCGCGUCUGCGCUCAAGACGAACUCGUUGUUUCUACUAGCUAUUGGAUCUGUCGGGAUGAUCCACAAAAGCUAUAUGUCUAGAUGGUCUCGUAGGCCGGAGAAUUACGGGAUUCCUCUGGAGUUUGAAUCCGUUAUCGGGGAGCCGAAAAUACUGUCCACCUUACUUGAGGUCGAGAGAAGGUACCAUCGUAUAGGGCGAAAUAUGCUACGUGACUUGUUUCCCGACCAACUGAGGCCCAAUGAAGAGCGAGAUUGGAACGAUGUAGAAGCGGCCUGGCAAGAAAAGUACGCGAAGGAAAGAGGACGGGAUCCCAUAGCCCUCCUCGGUGGCUGA
Messenger RNA from Aspergillus pseudoviridinutans, 1176 nucleotides. RefSeq lists its product as uncharacterized. NCBI's taxonomy places the organism in Eukaryota, Fungi, Ascomycota, Eurotiomycetes, Eurotiales, Aspergillaceae. The transcript has 2 exons. The record is from RefSeq and is a predicted model, not a curated record. Bases 1 to 1176 code for a protein of 391 amino acids.